Messenger RNA from Cynara cardunculus var. scolymus (artichoke), 1089 nucleotides. Its product is annotated as probable trehalose-phosphate phosphatase C. The transcript has 8 exons. Gene Ontology annotation, biological process: trehalose biosynthetic process. NCBI's taxonomy places the organism in Eukaryota, Viridiplantae, Streptophyta, Magnoliopsida, Asterales, Asteraceae. Gene Ontology annotation, molecular function: trehalose-phosphatase activity. Bases 19 to 1038 code for a protein of 339 amino acids. The record is from RefSeq and is a predicted model, not a curated record.
GCUAAGCUUUACGAAGCAAUGGGAAUGCAAAGAUGGCUACCCUGCAAGAGAUCUGAUUCCGAACCCAUGUCCAAAUCCAGACACGAUCAUGUGGAUGGUGGUUACACUAUCCCUGGUGAACCAGCUGUCGUCGAUGAAAACUAUAUUUCCUGGAAGAAAGAACACCCUUCUGCUAUAAGCUCAUUCCAACGGAUGAUCAAUGCAUCAAAGGGAAAACAAAUAGCCGUGUUUUUGGAUUAUGAUGGCACGUUAUCACCCAUCGUGUGCGAUCCUGAUCGCGCCUUCAUGUCUGAUCAGAUGCGUGCAGCAGUGCGGGAUGUAUCUAAGCACUUUCCUACAGCUAUCAUUAGCGGCAGGAGUCGUGAAAAGGUUUAUAGUUUUGUGAAGUUAAAUGAAGUGUACUAUUCAGGGAGUCAUGGGAUGGAUACCAUGGGACCAACUCAAGAAAAUAAGUCCUACGAUGACAAGUAUCAUUACAAAACCAUUGAUGAAGAGGGAAAUGAAUUCAUCGUCUUCCAACCAGCUAAAGACUUUCUACCUGCAAUUCAAAAGAUGUUGAGUGAGAUGAGGGAGAGAACGGAAGACAUACCAGGGGUGGUGAUCGAGGAUAAUAGGUUUUGCCUUUCUGUUCAUUAUCGUCAUGUUAAGGAUGAGGAGGAUUAUGAGAGACUUGAAGAAGAAGUGGAGGCGAUGCUUGUUAGUUAUCCAGAAUUCCACAUGACGCGGGGCAAAAAGGUGUUGGAAAUUCGGCCUUCCAUAGAAUGGAACAAAGGUCAUGCCCUUGAGUACUUACUCGAUAACUUAGGCUUUAAUGAUAAUUCCAAAAACAUCCUGCCUAUAUAUAUCGGAGAUGAUAGAACCGAUGAGGAUGCUUUUAAGGUUCUACGAGAAAGAGGAGAAGGAUACCCGAUACUAGUUUCAUCCAAACCAAGAGAUACAAUGGCUUUCCACUCCCUCCACGACCCAUCCGAAGUACUAUCUUUCUUGAUUCGCUUAGGUAGAUGGGGUUUUGACAACCAUCAUCACAUCCAAGACUAGCCUUGGCUUCAAUUCUGGUUAAUUAAUUGCAUAUAUACAUAUAUAUAUAUA